Messenger RNA from Nematolebias whitei (Rio pearlfish), 3339 nucleotides. RefSeq names its product RAB3 GTPase activating protein subunit 1 (gene rab3gap1). Gene Ontology annotation, biological process: positive regulation of GTPase activity. Lineage: Eukaryota; Metazoa; Chordata; Actinopteri; Cyprinodontiformes; Rivulidae. The record is from RefSeq and is a predicted model, not a curated record. Gene Ontology annotation, molecular function: GTPase activator activity.
GAAGAAGAAGAAGGAGAAGAAGAAGAAGAAACGUCAACAUCACAGGCUAACAAUCAUGCCAGCUGACGAUGAUCCUGAGUCCGAAGUGUUUGAGAUUACUGAUUUUACCACCGCUUCUGAAUGGGAACGGUUUGUGUCCAGAGUUGAGGAGGUGCUCACUGACUGGAGGCUGACGGAAAACUCUGUGGAAAAUAGGGCUUCAAAAAAGGGUGAAUACACUAGUGGCAUUUGGGAAGAAGAGUCGAAGGAUAUACAUUUUGCAGAUUUUAAGUUCUACAUCACCCACCAUUUUCUGAAACAAGAAUGUGAGGAGGAAGAAGUUGAGGACAAGGCUGAGGAAGAUACGUUACCCUCAGCUAUGCAGGAUCUUCUGUACAUGCACAAUGAUUUCCCCCCUCGAGCCCACUGCCUUGUCCGGUGGUACGGCCUGCGAGAGUUUGUGGUCAUCACCCCAGGAACAAACUGUGAAGCCGUCAUCAGUGAGUCCAAAUGCAAUUUGCUGCUCAGUUCCAUCUCCAUCUCUCUGGCUAACAGUGGUUGUCAGGUUCCGAUGUUUGUGCAGAUCCAGCAGAAGUGGAGACGGAUUUACGCUGGAGAGUGUCAAGGACCAGGUGUGCGCACAAACUUUGAAAUUGUCCAACUGCGGAAGGCAUCGAGCCAGUACAACCACCUGUCUGGCCUUCUGGACAUCUUCAAGUCCAAGAUAGGCUGCAACCUGCUCCCUCUGCCACCAGUUGACAUUGCCAUUCGCUUCACCUAUAUUCUUCAAGACUGGCAGCAGCAUACGUGGCCCCAGCAGCCUCCUGACUUUGACACUGUCCUUGGAGGUGAGGUGGGAGGAGUGGAGUUUGGAAAUCUUCCAUUUGGAGCCUGUGAGGAGCCAAUCAGUGAACUUCAUCUGGCAACCACCUGGCCUCACCUCACAGAGGGCACAGUCUUAGAUAAUGAUGUCUACAGUGACCUCGACCCUCUACAAGCUCCUCACUGGUCCGUUCGUGUUAGAGCAGCUGAAAACCCUCAGUGUUUACUCGGGGACUUUGUGACAGAGUUCUUUAAGCUUUGCUGCAGGAAGGAGUCUGUGGAAGAGGUUUUAGGACGAGGAUGUGCUGAAGAAGAAGGCCAAGAAAAUAGUGACAUCACCUCAGCUUUAUCCAAACUCACGGAGCCAGCAGCUACCGUGCCUUUAACCAAACUGUCUGUCUCCAGUAUGGUGCACAGCGCCAGGAAACGCAUCCACCGCCGGAGGCACAUCGAUGAGUCACCACUUAACAUCGAUAUCCUCAACUCAAUCCUCUUGUAUCUCUUCCCUGAUGCUGCUGUGGAGAAGUCGUCAGACAAUAAGUCUAAAACUGCACAGUCAAGCCCCUUGAAGACAACCAAGAUGGAGACAAUCCCUGAUGAUAACCUGUUUCUUCAGCUGAAGUCGGCUCCCACUGACAGUCUGACCUACCGGUUGGCGUUAUGUCUGUGCAUGGUCAACUAUAGCUACGGUGGCUUGCCAGCUGUUGCUCACCUCUGGCAGGAGUUUGUUCUGGAGCUGCGUUAUCGCUGGGAAAACAACUAUCUCAUCUAUGGGUUGGCUGGUGGACCUCCUGAUCUUCGCUGUUGUCUUCUGCAUCAGAAGUUCCAGAUGCUGAACUGCUGCAUUGAAAGGAAGAGGGCCAGAGACGAAGCUCACAGGGAAGGGAGCAAAGGAAAAGGAUCGACAUCAUCAACAGCUGGAUCCAGUUCAACAAGAGAAGCGCCUCAGGGGAGGUUCCGGGAUUCAGGGAGUGACAGCGAGGAAGAGUUCUUUGAGUGCUUAAGUGACCAGGAGGAGAUGGAGUCUUCACAGUCUGAGGGGGGAAAGAACGGCGGUAAAGGCAAAGCAGAGGGCAGGCUGCACCCCUACAACAACAUGACUCUACUGAACAAUACAGAGCCUCUUUAUGUUCCUGUCACUCAGGAACCUGCUCCCAUGACUGAGGAUCAGCUGGAAGAACAAUCAGAAGUUCUGGCCAAACUUGGCACAUCAGCUGAAGGCACUCACCUCCGUGCUCGAAUGCAGAGUGCAUGCCUGGUUUCAGACAUGGAGUCCUUUAAAGCAGCCAAUCCAGGUUGUGUUCUGGAGGACUUUGUGCGCUGGUACUCGCCAAGGGAUUACAUAGAGAAGGAGGAGGUCGAUGAAAAGGGGAAUAAAGUUGUCACAGGAGAGCUUAGUGCAAGAAUGAAAAUCCCGGGCAACAUGUGGGUGGAGGCAUGGGAGAUAGCCAGGAUUACACCUGCACGUCGCCAGAGGAGACUCUUUGAUGACACUAAGGAGGCAGAAAAGGUUUUGCAUUAUUUGGCUUUGCAGAAACCUGGUGACUUGGCUCGUCAUUUGCUCCCCUGUUUGCUCCACGCUGCCAUUCAGAAGUUGAAGCAGGAAGGUUUGUAAACUCCUUGAUUGAAGAACCAGAGGUGGUGGUGGUCAGAGCUGGCCAGGGCCUUAUUGGCAGAAUCAUCCACAGGCUGUUUUCUAGUGCUCAGCGGGUGGCUCUUCUGUCCCCUCUGGAUGAAGAUUUGGAGCCUGACAGGAAGUCGACUGGUGAAAGUAGAAAAGUCCCAGACUUCCCACCUCCGGCGGGCCGAGAAAUUCUGCUGCGGACGUGUGUUCCCCGACCAGCGCCGUACUCCAAGGCUCUGCCCCAGAGGCUCUUCUGUGUGCUCAUGAAGGAUGAGUUCAGACUGGCCGGGGCCUUUUCUUCAGACACGUCGUUCUUUUAACAUCUUUCAUUCAGCAGGAGAUGAGUCGCAGUGGCUUCAACUAUCUGAUUGUUUUGUUUUUCACUAAGAUGUUGCAUAUCUGUUGGCUCGUGCUUUCUGUUACUUAAUGCUGUAACUGGAGGUAGUCGUAAUGUUUUGGUUUGGUGUGACCUCAGCUGACUGUGUGCACUGGAGGCAGGUCAUUGAUAAAAGCAUAUGACUGCAGAACUUUGAAAAACCUAAAAGAUUCAAAGGCUUUGUUAGUGGGGCAUUUUUAUUAAUUUAAUUUACAACAGAUCGAUAAUGCUUCAUUUACGACGACGCUAAAAACAAGUUUUAAACUCAAAGGUGGUUUACUGGCCUUACAUUGUAACGUUGUUGGACCAGUGCAUCCUCUCUUUCAGACCUGUUUUUUUCUUUUUUUGCUUUGCUUAGACCAGACCAGAGCAUUCACCAAUGUUUUUUUGUUUUGUUUUCAGAUUGUUUUUCAUUUUUAUGAAUUUAAAAUUAAGUGAUAACACAAGAAAUCUGCUGCAGACUAUUUCUCCCAAGCAUAAGUCUUAAAUUUGACUGUCAUUGCAUGAACUGUAAAUUUCUGAAAAUGAAAUAAAUAAU